UGGGAGGAGGGUCUCUCGGCCACUCGGUCUCAGUUUGCAGCACUCACGUCGGAAGGCGGAGGAGCUGAAGCACUGUGAAGGACACCGGGAGGAGGACCAGAAGAAGAAGAAGCUCAAAAGGGAGGGAGAGAAAGAAAAAAACCACGGCUAGUCUGCAGACGCCAACACACGCAGCAUGGAGGACAAAUCCAACUCGUUCUCCGGCAGCAAGGAGGAGAAGGCGGACGGGAAUAACGUCUUCCAGAGGCAGGACUCGGUGCAGAAAAACAGCACCGGCAGCCAGAACACGAAGGAGCACGGCAACUCCGUCAGCUUCAAGGGGGAGCGGGAGGAGGCCAUGGUGGGCUUCGACGACCUGGAGGGGGCGGCCAGGCAGCACGGGUUCAUGCAGAGGCAAUUCGGGGCCAUGAUGCAGCCCGGAGUCAAUAAGUUCUCCCUGCGGAUGUUCGGCAGCCAGAAAGCGGUGGAAAAGGAGCAGGAGAGAGUCCAGACGGCAGGAUACUGGAUCAUUCACCCCUAUAGCGACUUUAGGUUCUACUGGGACUUGAUAAUGCUCAUCAUGAUGAUGGGGAAUCUAAUCAUCAUUCCUGUGGGAAUAACCUUCUUCUCAGAGCAGACCACCACCACAUGGCUGAUCUUUAACGUGGCCUCGGACACCAUCUUCCUGGUGGACCUGGUCAUGAACUUCAGGACGGGGAUCGUCAACGAGGAGAGCUCCGAGAUCAUCCUCGACCCGAAGGUCAUCAAGAUGAAUUACCUGAAGAGCUGGUUCGUCGUGGACUUCCUCUCCUCCAUACCGGUGGAUUAUAUCUUUUUGAUAGUGGAAAAAGGCUUUGACUCUGAGGUUUAUAAGACGGCCCGCGCCCUGCGAAUCGUCCGUUUCACCAAGAUCCUCAGUCUCCUACGCCUGUUGAGACUGUCUCGACUCAUCCGAUACAUCCAUCAGUGGGAGGAGAUUUUCCACAUGACCUAUGACCUGGCUAGUGCUGUGGUAAGAAUAUUUAAUUUGAUAGGCAUGAUGCUGCUCCUGUGUCACUGGGAUGGAUGUCUCCAGUAUCUGGUGCCUCUCCUCCAAGACUUCCCCCCUGACUGCUGGGUGUCGCUAAAUGGUAUGGUUAACGUUUCCUGGGGCAAGCAGUACUCUUACGCUCUCUUCAAAGCCAUGAGCCACAUGCUGUGCAUCGGCUACGGCGCCCGAGCGCCGGUGAGCAUGUCCGACCUGUGGAUCACCAUGCUGAGCAUGAUCGUGGGCGCCACGUGCUACGCCAUGUUUGUCGGACACGCCACGGCCCUGAUCCAAUCCCUGGACUCGUCACGCCGACAGUACCAAGAGAAGUACAAGCAAGUGGAACAAUACAUGUCAUUCCACAAGCUUCCGGCAGACAUGCGGCAGAAAAUACACGACUACUACGAGCAUCGCUACCAGGGCAAGAUCUUCGACGAGGACAACAUCCUGAGCGAACUCAACGACCCGCUCAAAGAGGAAAUUGUCAACUUCAACUGCCGCAAGCUGGUGGCCACCAUGCCGCUGUUUGCCAACGCGGACCCCAACUUUGUGACGGGAAUGCUGAGCAAGCUGAAGUUUGAGGUGUUCCAGCCCAACGACUACAUCAUCCGAGAAGGCACCGUGGGGAAGAAGAUGUACUUCAUCCAGCACGGCGUGGCCAGCGUCAUCACCAAGUUCAACAAGGAGAUGAAGCUGACUGAUGGCUCCUACUUUGGAGAAAUCUGCCUGCUCACCAAAGGCAGACGAACAGCCAGCGUGCGGGCGGACACCUACUGCCGACUCUUCUCGCUGUCCGUCGACCAUUUCAACGAGGUGCUCGAAGAGUACCCCAUGAUGCGGCGGGCUUUCGAGACGGUGGCCAUCGACCGGUUGGAUCGCAUCGGGAAGAAGAACUCCUUGCUCCUGCAGAAGUUCCAGAAGGACCUGAACGCCGGUGUGUUCAACACGCAGGAGAACGAGAUAUUGAAGCAGAUUAUCCGUCAGGACAGGGAGAUGGUGAUGAUGGUGGACCGCAAGCAGUCGGUCACCGGGAUGAACUCGACGCCAAUGUCGGGAAACUCCAUCAUUAACUCGCCAGCUCAGCCGCCCUUCUCCAACGCCUUCGGGAUGAAUCAGUUCCAGCAAUCCUCGGUACCUCUGACCUACAGUGCUUCAGCCAUUGCCAACGCUUCCGCCGCCCGCAUGCUGCCGGCCGCCGCCGCAGCGGCCAUCUACCCCGUCCCCAGCGUCUCCCACGGCAACCUCAAUUCCUCCUCCGCCAACCCGCUGCAGCCGCAGGGCGCCAUCAUGUCGCCGUGCUCCUUCACGGCCGCCAUGUGCAGCCCGCCGGUGCAGACGCCGCUGGCGAGCCGGAGCUUCCAGUACGGUUCCCCCACCGCAUCGCAGCUGUCGCUGAUCCAGGCGCCCAUCGCCCAGCCGAAUCUACCGACCCAGCAGCCGCCCGCGUCCGCCGCCGGGACGCAGCAGGUCCCUUCGCCCCAGCGAGGAGACCUCCACAAGAGCACGCAGGCUCUUCAGUCGGGCAGCCUGAGUCGAGACGUGCGACACUUAUCGGCCUCUCAGCCGUCUCUGCCGCACGACACGUCGCUGGUGCCACGGGCACACCAGGCCUCCGGCGACUCGCUGGCCUCCAUGGUGCCGCCGACGGCGGCUGCGAUCCCGGGGAUGAGUCUCCAGAGCGGCAUCCGCACCACAGUGCCCCAGCGGGUCAAUUUGUUCCGCCAGAUGUCCUCGGGGGCCCUGCCGCCCGUGCGCUCCUCGUCGGUGGCAGCGGCGGCGGCAGCCGCGGCCGCCUCGUCGGCGGCGGCGAGCCAGCCCAGGGAAUCGCCUGGCUCUAGGAGAGAUUCUGUCCUGAGCAGUACGGAGACUGAGCAAGACAAAAUGCGCUUUGCAUCAAAUUUAUGAUUCUUUCUUUUGCGUUUUUUUAACCAGGGAGGAGCUCCAAGCUACUUCUAAAGAUAACCUCAUUGAAACGGUGUACAUACGAGCCCUUGUAUGAUAUUUUAGACACAUUGUCUCCCUCCUUAAGAAUGUAUAUUAUACAGAUAAUCUUUUCUUUUAUGCCAUAUCCAUAAUAUAUACACAUAUAUGGCCUGUGUGUGUGUAUAUACGGUGCGAAUGGGAGCGGGAGAAUGCGUGCGCGCAUGUGACUGCGCGUUCAAAUCCAACUAAUAUAUUUCGCAAUGGCAAUUUAAAACUGUAGUAUAAACACGAGUCUUCCUUUCUGAGAAAUAUAAUGAAAUUAUAUAAAACUUAUGAAUUUUUUAUUUAUAUAUUUAUGAUUUUUUUUUUAAAGCUGGAAUGCAUUAUGGAUUGUGACUUUUUUAUUUUUAUUUUUUUAAUUUUAUUUGUUUUGGUUUCCCACCACCGAAGAAGAGGAGAAGCAGCUUUAGGCGCCACUGUGGAAUCAUACAUGCAAAGUAACACUUGUAAAAGAAAAAUAGAGAAAAAAAAAAAAAAAAAAGCACACACUCACAAGAAAGGAGUCACAACUUUCCGAACAGAAAAAUCAACACAACACAAAAAGGUGUUGUAAACCUCAACAGUGUUAUGGCUCCAGACAAACAAAAAAAAAAGAAAAAAAAAAGGGAACAAAUACUAGCAAAUGCUGCUUUCUUUCUUCACGUUCGAGGGGAAGACAAAUGGACGUUUGUUUUCUAUUCCUCAUUUUGGAAUGGUUGAAAUGUAAUGUUCAGAAGAUGAAACAAACAAAAGAAAGAAACUCUGUGUAUAUUUAUAAUAUUUAUAAACUAAAGAUUAUCACCAUUAUGCAAUAGACUGUGAGAUAAAGAUUACCUAUACGUGUGCUGUAAAUAGUUUUGUAGAGCUAGUAUUUACAGAUACUGUGUGGUGCAUUCUCUAUCAUAACAAUGUCUUACUUCUUAACGUCUGUCGGGAACCUGGCUAUCACCUGCAAGCGACUACAAAUAUGGACUAAGGAGCCUUAAUGCACAAAGCUGAAUGGCGGUACAGUGACAGCGGCACUGAAUGAAAUGUUCUCAAUGUACGUUUUCACACAGAAAACAUCGUCCUGUGAAUUAAGUUUGAUUUCCAGUCGGAUAAUUCUCUUUUGAAUCGAGACAUUUGGUUUGUCUUGCGAAAAACGAGAUUUUUACGUUAACGUUACGCUUUUUUACCCAAUUUAGGCUUUUUUCCCCGUCAGUUGGUUUGUUUUCGAGAGCUACAUUAGCAUUGUUUUUAGCAUUAGCAUUCCGAGUCAACAGCCGUCAACAUUUUUCGUCUUCUACGGGGGUUUGUUUUUGACUGCUAGCAUUGUUUUUAGCAUACUGUCCAUCUUUUUUCCCUACUUGAGCUUUGUUAGUUUGUCAGCUAGUAUUGUUUUUAGCAUUAGCAUUCCGAGUCAAGAGCCAUCAACGUUUUUGGUCUUCUACGGGGGUUUGUUUUUGACUGCUAGCAUUGUUUUUAGCAUACUGUCCAUCUUUUUUUGCGACUUGAGCUUUAUUAGUUUGUCAGCUAGUAUUGUUUUUAGUAUUAGCAUUCUGAGUCAAUAAUCAAAAUAUUUCGUCUCCUACGGGGGUUUGUUUUUGACUGCUAGCAUUGUUUUUAGCAUGCUGUCCCAUCUUUUUUUUUUUAUUAUUUGUGGUUUGUUAGUUUGUCAGCUAGUAUUGUUUUUAGCAUUAGCAUUCUGAGUCAACAAUCAAUAUUUUUCUUUUAUUCAAGGUUUGUGUUUGACUGUUAGCAUUGUUUUUAGCAUACUGUCCAUCUUUUUUUCCCUACUUGAGCUAUGUUAGUUUGUCAGCUAGUAUUGUUUUUAGCAUUAGCAUUCCGAGUCAACAGCCAUCAACGUUUUUGGUCUUCUACGGGGGUUUGUUUUUGACUGCUAGCAUUGUUUUUAGCAUACUGUCCAUCUAUUUUUGCUACUUGAGCUUUGU
This is a messenger RNA of Nerophis lumbriciformis (worm pipefish), 4899 nucleotides long. It is a transcript of the gene hcn1, whose product is annotated as hyperpolarization activated cyclic nucleotide-gated potassium channel 1. Gene Ontology annotation, cellular component: axon; membrane; dendrite. Gene Ontology annotation, biological process: potassium ion transmembrane transport; regulation of membrane depolarization; sodium ion transmembrane transport. Gene Ontology annotation, molecular function: voltage-gated potassium channel activity. The record is from RefSeq and is a predicted model, not a curated record. Lineage: Eukaryota; Metazoa; Chordata; Actinopteri; Syngnathiformes; Syngnathidae.